AUGGGAAUUCAUAAUUUGGCAAAAUUAAUUGCUGAUCAAGCACCAGCUGCUAUUAAAGAAGGAGAAAUGAAGAAUUAUUUUGGUCGAAAGAUUGCAGUCGAUGCUUCAAUGUCAAUCUAUCAAUUUCUUAUUGCUGUUCGACAAAAUGGUGAAAAUUUAACUAAUGAUAAUGGUGAAACGACUAGUCAUUUAAUGGGCAUGUUUUAUCGAACAAUUCGUAUGGUUGAAAAUGGUAUUAAACCAGUUUAUGUAUUUGAUGGAAAACCACCACAAAUGAAAUCAAAAGAAUUAGAAAAACGUCUUGAACGACGUACAGAAGCUGAAGCAGAAAUGAGCAAAGCAGCUGAAGCUGGUGAUGAAGAAGCAUUUGAUAAAUUCGCACGUCGAACUGUUAAAGUUACUCGUGAACAUAAUGAAGAAUGUAAACGGUUAUUAAAAUUAAUGGGUAUACCCUAUGUUGAUGCACCUACCGAAGCUGAAGCUCAAUGUGCAACACUUGUCAAACAAGGAAAAGUUUAUGGAAUUGGUACUGAAGAUAUGGAUGCUUUGACAUUUGGUGCUGAUGUGCUUGUACGUCAUUUAACAUUUAGUGAAGCACGAAAAAUGCCUAUUCGUGAAUAUUCACUAGCAAAAGUUCUUCAGGGUUUAGGAAUAAAUUUUGAAGAAUUUAUAGAUUUAUGUAUUUUACUUGGAUGUGAUUAUUGUGAUUCAAUCAAAGGCAUUGGACAAAAACGUGCACUUGAUCUUAUUAAACAAUAUCGUAAUAUUGAAACAAUACUUAAAAAUAUUGAUAAAAAAAAAUAUGGUGUACCUGACGAAUGGGCAUAUGAAAAAGCAAGAGAAUUAUUUAAAGAACCUGAAGUUUUAUGUGGUGAUGCAAUUGAUCUUAAAUGGACUGAACCCGAUGAAGAGAAUCUUGUAGCUUACAUGGUUAAUGAAAAAGGAUUUGCGUAA
Rotaria sp. Silwood1 is the source of this 954-nucleotide messenger RNA. The record is from the annotation of a GenBank genome assembly. Lineage: Eukaryota; Metazoa; Rotifera; Eurotatoria; Philodinida; Philodinidae.